Messenger RNA from Amyelois transitella, 1620 nucleotides. RefSeq lists its product as uncharacterized. NCBI's taxonomy places the organism in Eukaryota, Metazoa, Arthropoda, Insecta, Lepidoptera, Pyralidae. The transcript has a single exon. Bases 216 to 1535 code for a protein of 439 amino acids. The record is from RefSeq and is a predicted model, not a curated record.
CUUUGGGUAUUGUAAAGAAAGAACCGACUGAUGAAGAAGGACACGGUCCGUACGUCCCGGGCUCACUAACCGACCCAGAUAAAAGACACGAGUCUCAUCAACAGUUAGUCAAAGACGCAGUCGAACAAAUUCAUGGUCCUCAAGAAGACGAAGCAGAGCAAUUCUGGAGAAAAGUAGCUGAGAACGCGAAGGAAAAUGAAAGGCGGCAAGAGAACAUGAAACUCGAGGAAAAAAGUGGAACGCCAAAAUUACCUUACGUGAACGUUUCGCAGAACUUUCAAUUUGCGAAGAGAAUGCACGUAGGAAAUUUAGAGCAUCAGCCUUUACCGGACACUCUAGGAUAUAGAAAUCUCACUAAGAUUGCUGAACAUAGGGAUUCAGAUAUAAUUGUUAAACCGUACGCAAUCGGUUGGAAAGGUUACGGUGCUUCAGGACCUACAUGUUGUACAAAAAUGCGCGUCCAUAGACCUAAAACAUGCGACCAUAAAAAGGUAGAUGCGGAAAAAGAUAAUAAAAGACCAUCUACGUCAGCGCCUGAUUUGGGAGGGCGAUAUAAAAAGCCGUUAUCACUGAUGGAUCUAGCAAUAUGCUGGGAUUUCAGACCUGAAGACCCGACAGGUGAACCACGACCUCCAAAGCAUAUAGACGGUUCAAACGGAUCUAAAGCACCAGCAGUAUUCACAAUGGUACAUACACCAAAAGAAGAAGUAGAGACGCCACCGCCAAGUCACACAAUGCCAAUAUUUCAUCAAAAUCGGUCAGGCUCAGAUCCGGGUCAUCAUCCUGUUCCUUAUUUUGAAAAGGACAUGGGCAAGGAAAAGCGAAAAGAUUCUUGCGAAGUUCAACAUUGUCCACAACAUAAUUAUGAGGACAGAGGUGAGAAAGGAUCAAGAUCAUCCAGUAGAAAAGGCUCUGGUCAGGCCAAAAAAAUUACGCAAUGCGACGGCAUACACGGCUGUGGGACACCGAGUGAUACUAGCAGAAAAUCUAACCGUGAGGAUUCACGGCCAGAAAAACCACAGACAAUCAGAGACGCAUGGACUACUAACGAAAAACCUAAAAGUAGUCGCUAUGACAUUAACCGGAACCGUCAUAGUUUAGAGUCUUACGAGAAAACUCCCUUAGCACAAGGCAAGUUGCACCAGAGUUCACCGAACGAAACUCAGUCAUCGAGACGCUCUAAGGAAAGUGAAACAUCAAGUGCUCGACAUAAAAAUUGCUUGCCGUGUAACGAAAAGGUACAUCAAGGGUCAAAGCAAAAAGAGGAGUACAAAUUUGCCUUCAAAGCCGGGAAUCCGCACUCUGUUCAAAGUGUGAGCAGUACAGAUUCUAAAGGCAUUAAAAUUCCUAAGAUGCGUCAUCCGUAUACUAAGAAGUCUUAUACAAUACCCACCCUAGCUCCACCAUUUACCAUUUGGCGGGAUUCAAACGCAGGUGCUUACCCAGAACAUUGGAGGUUGGCGAGCGUUUACCAACAUGCUUACAAACCACCCGAGCAGAGGCGUAAGCCAUUAAUCAACAGUGUAUAUCAGUAGUAAUAAUGAAACUCGUGUUUAAAGUGAAAUUUUAUUGGGUCCAAUCACAUUGUACAUUGGAAUAAAAUUAAUUUCGUCCUUUCAA